This is a messenger RNA of Lachancea fermentati, 1011 nucleotides long. The record is from the annotation of a GenBank genome assembly. NCBI's taxonomy places the organism in Eukaryota, Fungi, Ascomycota, Saccharomycetes, Saccharomycetales, Saccharomycetaceae.
AUGCUAAGGUCGUUUACACACUCACACGCGAGCUUGUUAAACUCUACAUUAUCAUUCAGUAGAAGGACCAUCAUCUUUCGGGCCGGAUAUACAACAGGGAUCAACAAAGACAACGUGAAGAAUGAGCUCGAAUCGCCGGAAGAGCUUGCUCGUAAGUCUCAACUAACUUCCCAACCAAUAGACUACUCAAAUAACGCCCCUGUGAACCCUAAGAAGAAAAGGCCCCUAUUGUCAGAUUCUAAAUAUGAAUCCCAAGCUUAUCAACUUCCAAAAUGGAAAGAAGCUCUAGGUGAGAUGGUCAUCCGUAUUUUCAAUUUGGACAUGGACAAGGUGAGAGCGGGUCCUAUUGCAGGCUCUUACUAUUAUGCAUUGUGUAAAGAACAGGGUUUACAGUUUGAGAACGAACCUCUUUCCGAAACUGCUAAGUUCUUCUACGAAGAUCUUAAAUUACCACGUACUUUUUCACAGUGGUUUCAAAUAACGGUUCUGCAUGAAUGGAUUCUUUUUGUGCGCAUGCGCGCAAUGCCAUUCAAAUAUGGAAAGAAUUACCAGCAGAAGUUAGUUGACCGGACGUUUUCAGAUAUCGAGCUUAGACUUUUCGAGGAAAUGAACGUGAAUUCUGGUAGAAUUGCUGACCAAUACUUGAAAGACUUUAAUUCUCAACUAAGAGGUGCAGUUUUUGCGUAUGAUGAGGGUUUUUACACUGAUGAUGCUACUCUAGCUGGAGCCAUUUGGCGGAACCUUUUUGGUGGUAGGAAAAACAUUGAUGUGGUUCAUUUAGAAGCAAUGGUAAGAUAUGUGCGCUCGCAGCUAUAUGUAUUGAGCAAACUUUCAGAUAGGGAGUUUGCCCUAGGAAAGUUUAAAUUCGUUCCUCCCGAUGAAGUUGUUUACAAGCUUUCUCCAUCACAGGAAGCUGUUAUGAAAAAGGCAGUGAUCGAGAAAUACGAAGCUAUGGAUAGAAAUCCUGAUAUUCUUCCAAGCGAGAAAAGUAAACUAUCGUAUAAGAACUAG